GCCAGGUAGAAUAGAACCAACCGUAGAGGCGGGGCCAGUUUUGCUUAGCACCCAGGCGAGAGAGAGAGAGAGAGACAGGGAAUAGUCACGCGGCGCCGGGUAAACUGGUAAAGGCAGGAAAGGAGCGCAAGUCGGGACCAGAGGAAGCAGUACAAAUUACCGAUGGAUUUUGGGACUGAACUGAAGGGAUGUGUUUGCCGGAUCAACAACUGCGCCAUCGAACUCUUCUCCAUGGAGGAGGAUUUGGAGAUUGAAGACGAAGACUCAUGGGACCUGGUUGGGAGGGACCUCCGUCUGAAGGCCACCUUCAUGUAUAUUGACCUCAGCCGUGUGAUCUCCUCCUGUGAGAGCGAUGAGCGCAAGAAGACGCUCACCGGCCUAGCCAACAAGUUCUUCUACUUCAUGGACGAGUUGGGCAAUGCGGUGAAGGACAGAAGCGCCCCCCUGGUGCAGGUGUGCUACAGAGACACAGCUCAUGUUCUUCGCGAGGUGGUGGCCGCCCUUGAGCCGUCCCAUUAGUCUGCCAUUCGUGCUGAGAAAGCUGUAAGAUCUGGGAGGUUCGCAGUUCUUGGAAGCAAGAAAUUGCCCAAAAACCUGUACAAAGAGGAUAGGCCAACAUGAGGGGCCUAUGUAAUGUACAUAUCGUUAAACGGCUGUGGAGCCGAAGCAAUCUAAAUGAUUAGUGUCUGGUUUGCCCCA
Aegilops tauschii subsp. strangulata is the source of this 699-nucleotide messenger RNA. RefSeq names its product photosynthetic NDH subunit of lumenal location 3, chloroplastic. Gene Ontology annotation, biological process: photosynthesis; photosynthetic electron transport chain. The record is from RefSeq and is a predicted model, not a curated record. NCBI's taxonomy places the organism in Eukaryota, Viridiplantae, Streptophyta, Magnoliopsida, Poales, Poaceae. Gene Ontology annotation, molecular function: calcium ion binding. Gene Ontology annotation, cellular component: photosystem II oxygen evolving complex; extrinsic component of membrane; photosystem II.